Molecule: messenger RNA, 2316 nt
Organism: Podarcis muralis (Common wall lizard)
Lineage: Eukaryota; Metazoa; Chordata; Lepidosauria; Squamata; Lacertidae
Source: RefSeq, a predicted model, not a curated record
CUGGCACGCCAGGAGUUGGUGCAACCCCAGACCAUUGGUUUUUCCCCUCCCGGGAAAAACUGCAUUUUGCUUGCCACUCAAACGCAAUUUGCGCCCUCCUGGGAGCCACGUGGGGUGACGCGGGCGUUCCAAGCUCCAUUCACAAAAAGCAGGAAGGCGCGCGGGGGCGUGAGCGGCAAGGAAGAAGUGUUGCCGUUCCCUCUGCAGCCUCUCUAGGCGCCUGGACUCGAUCUCUUUAACCCCGAGAUGCACUUUCCCGUAGCAAGAAAAGCGUGGGGGGGCGGGGGAGGGUACAGCCCCCCCCUUCUCCAAGUCCACUUUGCAAGAGCAAGAAGAGAAGAAGUGGAUCUCUCCCCGGAUCCAGCAACGCCUCUCCCUGGUUGAUUCCCUUCCUCCGUCUGAUCUCUCCCUGUGCAAAGACCUCCCCCGCCCAAAAAAGCCAGACUCGCUAAGGGUGAAAUCCCACCCACCCAAACACUCCCCCCCCCGCAUUUCAGGGAGAGUCACAUCCUGCUGCAUUUGGGUCUGGAGGGGUCCGAGAUGGAUCUUUCGGGCACAGCAGGAGACAGAGCAGGAGGAGACCCUGGUGCCACCAAGACUGGGAGCAGCGGAGGAUUCUGGGAAGGAACGGUGAAGAAGAUCCUAAGUUCGGGAGAAGCCGGCACAGACGUUCGGCGCCAGCGGUUCAGGGAGUUUGGCUACCAGGAGGCUGAGGGGCCCAGAGACUUUUGCAGCUGACUCCACAGUCUCUGCCGUCAGUGGCUGAAGCCAGAAAGGCUCACCAAGGCCCAGAUCCUGGACCUGGUGGUCUUGGAGCAGUUCCUGGCUGUCCUCCCCCCAGAGAGGGAGAGCUGGGUCAGGGAGUGCGGAGUGGAGACCAGUUCGCAGGCGGUGGCCUUGGCAGAAGGCUUCCUCCUGAGCCAGGCAGAAGAGAGGAGACAGGAAGAGACAGGUGCAAUGCCUGUCCUUAGAUGUGGCCGUUGAUUCCCGCGAGUCAGAGAAGGACCCAACUGACCGUUGUGCAAAGCCCCUCUCGUGGGGCAUCGCCCAGGAGGUACAAAGUCGGAAUGAUUCAUUGGGAUCUGGUGACCUUCGAGGAUGUGGCCAUGUAUUUCAGCAACAAGGAGUGGGCCCUACUCAGCACACGGCAGAAAUCCCUGCACAGAGAAGUCACCUUGGAGAACUCUUGGAAUGUGGCCUCUCUGGCAGGUGAUGGGGGGGAUGAGAAACAUGGAUACCAAUAUGCCAGGCCAGUAGGGGGAAGCAAGAUUCAGGAGAUGGAAGAGAACUUCAGGACUCCAGGAGGAGAGAAUAAGCAGAAGAAAAACCCAGCAGAGGAAGGCAAGAAGACAUAUUGGCCAGGGAUUAACCUCCACGAAGUUCCAGUUCAGGAACACAAUCCCAAGGGAAAGAAAAGGAAUAUCUGCCCCGUGUGUGGGAAACACUUCAGCUACAAAUCAGAUCUCAGUGUUCAUAGGAGAAUCCACACAAGUCUGAAGCAACACAGAUGUUUGGAGUGCGGGGUGAGCUUUAGGCAGAGCGCACACCUCGCUACUCAUCAGACAAUCCACACGGGCGAAAAGCCAUAUCAGUGCUCAUUGUGCGGAAAGAGCUUUCGGCAGCGUGCCAACUUCACAUCACAUCAGAGAACCCACACGGGAGAGAGGCCGUAUCACUGCUCCAAGUGCGGGAAGAGCUUCAGUCGGAACACAAGCCUCACUGCCCACCUAAGGAAACACACGGGAGAGAAACCCUACAGCUGUUCCGUGUGCCGCCGGAACUUUUGCGACAAGUCGGGCCUGAACCUGCACCAGUUAAUUCAUUCAAAGGACAAGCCUCAUAAAUGCCUGGUGUGCGGCAAGAGCUUCAUUCGGCGCUCGCAGCUGACCUCCCACGAAGGGAUCCACACAGGGGAGAAACCGUAUCGGUGCUCAGUGUGCGGGAAGAGCUUCCAUCGGACGUCCAACCUGAAGUCGCACCAGAGGAUUCACGCAGGAGACAAACCCUACAAUUGCUUGGAAUGCAGCAGGAGCUGUUAUGAAAAAUCGCGCCUUCUCACACACCAGAGAAUGCACAUGGGGGAAAAGCCGUAUCAGUGCCCCGAGUGCAGGAAGAGGUUUCACAAUAAGUAUAAGCUAAAGAGCCAUCAAAGGAACCACGGGGGGGGGGGAGAGAAGCCGGUCACGUCGUGGCGUGUUGAAAUGGCUUCCGACGGUGCCCCCGUCUUGCAUGCUCUCAGAGAGCAUCUAGAUCAAGGGAAGUAAUAGUGCCACUGUAUUCUGCUCUGGUCAGACCUCACCUGGAGUACUGUGUCCA